Molecule: messenger RNA, 1143 nt
Organism: Pocillopora verrucosa
Lineage: Eukaryota; Metazoa; Cnidaria; Anthozoa; Scleractinia; Pocilloporidae
Product: rhodopsin-like
Biological process (GO): G protein-coupled receptor signaling pathway
Cellular component (GO): membrane
Molecular function (GO): G protein-coupled receptor activity
Source: RefSeq, a predicted model, not a curated record
AUGGUUUUCGAUACUGAAUUUGCGAACGAUAAAUCUGCCAUUCUCAGUCAGGGAAUAACUGUAGUUAUACUCUUUGCGCUGGGAAUGGUUGGCAACGGAAUUCUCAUGGUGGCUUAUUGUCGGGAUCAUCGCAUGCAAACACCAACCAAUAUGUUGGUUAUAAGCCACAUAUCCGCUGAGUUUUUGUUUUCUGUCAAUGGCAUUCUUGUGUACGGAUCGAGUCUAAUCCGACUUGAGGUUCUGGAAGGAAACCUCUGCAUCCUCGCCGGCACUAUCAACAUGUUUUUGUUCUUCGUCUCUGUUCUCAGUUUGACAGCCAUUGCCGUGGACCGCUACUUCGCUGUGGUGAGAAAAAGCCAUCAUAAGUUUACGAAGAACUUAGUGAGGCGUGUCGUGGUUGUUAUUUGGAGCCAAGCUGUGGUAUCCGCAAUUCCCUGGGAUUUGAUUCUUAUUAACAAGCCCGGAAAGAGAUUCAUCGCCUGGGUGCUAGGAAAUUGCGAGAAAUACCUCACUCUACGAGAGCAUAACAACGUGCCCGUUAUAUCCUUUCGCAUUGUACUUUGGAUACUGUCCUUCAUGAUACCGUGCGUUGUGAUAUUCUACGCUUCUGGACAAAUUCUUCGAACUGCUCUCAAUAAACGAGUUCGCGUCCAUGUACUGGAGUAUCCGAGAAAUCCCGUCGAUGCUUACUCAAAGUCUUCGUUCACAACGAUCAUGAUAACAACCGUGUACUUCCUAUGUCUCAUACCAAGCCUUGUAUUGUAUAUUUUGAGAGAAGGCAGUUCCGGGUCGUACUACUCUCCAGCGGUUCAUAUCAUUGCCAAGGUGGCUAUGAGUUUUAGGUCGGUGUGUUAUCCAGUGAUUUUUAUCGCUCGCAAUCGGAAAUUUUCGGGUCAUGUUCGGACGUUUUUAAGAAAGAAAUGCACACUUGUUCAGCGAACUUGUGCAGCCAUGCGCUGUCGAUCGCUCAACUGCCGACAAGGUGUAAGGCAUGUGUAUGAAUGUCCUACUCAUACGGGGCGCAAUUCAAUUCAUUUUGGCAUGAACGGUCAAGCUUCCGAGCUUCAGGUUACGCCCUCUAUGGGUAUGCCACUUAGAAUAGCUUUUACGGACUUAAAAGGUAUCUCGGAGAAUUCCUUAUAG